CUUCUCAACGAACUCUCUCCAUUCUCCACCUGCCUCUCUCCCCCGAUCAAUCAAUCCUUCCAUUUGUUCACCCUUUUCCAGAGCUUCAAUGUCAGAUCACAACCCCAAAGAGCCUAACAUCAACACCCUUGGCAUCGAUCUCACUGAGCUCAUCCUCUCUUCACUCCCUAUCCCUUCCCUCCUCCGAGCUUCCUCGGUUUGCAAUCUUUGGCGCUCUCUCAUUUCCUCCCCUACUUUCACUUCCCCUACCCUUUCCUCCCCUUGGUUCUUCCUCUUCGGUCUCCACAACACUUCUUCUAGAAACAACCAGUCUUUUGCCUUCGACCCUUUAUCCAAUUCCUGGUUUCGUCUCCCUUCCCUCCAUGACGACUCCUCUUCCUCUUCUUUUUUGGGUUCCGGUGGCUUCCUUUUCACUACCACACCUAAAUUUAGCUACACCCCACUUCUCAAAUCGUCUUGGCAUUUAACCUCGCCGUUGAAGUACUCUAGGGUUAAUCCUCUUCUGGGUGUUUUCCAUGACGGUUCUUCUGGUGUCCGCGUCUUCAAAUUCAUCGUCGUUGGUGGGGUCAGGUUUAUUGGUGGCUUGGUCGAUAUUGAAGAUAGGCUGGCUGUUGAAAUCUACGACCCGAAUCACGAUUCUUGGGAGUUUUGCCCUGCUUUGCCGGCCGAUUUCAGGUCCGGGAACUCCAGCCAGUCCCUUUCAUCAGCUUUGCUUAAAGGCAAGUUCUAUGUCUUUGGGAUCUACUCUGGCUUUGUUUCCUCUUUCGAUUUGCAAAAUCACGUUUGGAGCGAAGUUCAAACUCUGAGGCCACCUGGGGUCAUUUUUUCCUUCAUGAUUUCGUGCAAUGACAUGCUUGUUUUGGCCGGGAUGUGCAAUGCGCCGCGUGGGCCGUCGUUCAAUAUAUGGAGAAUCAAUGAAAAGACGAUGGAAUUGAGUGAGGUCUCCCUCAUGCCUCAGAGCCUGUUAUACAGUUUAGUUGAUGACGAGGAAGAUGACAAGUUUGCGAGCUUGAAAUGCGUGGGGAUGGGUAAUCUUAUAUACGUUUUCAAUGAAGAGUAUCACCAAAAGUACCCUGCUUGUCUCUGUGAAAUCAGUGCUGAUAAUGGGAAGUGCAGUUGGAGGAGAGUGCCUCAAUUGCCAUCACCCGUUAACAAGUUUCAUAAAGUUAUUAGCUUUUGUUCAACCGUUUCUUUGACCCAUAUUUUUCACUGACCCAUUUCCAGAAUUACUUGGACUUUUGCUUGCGCGUAGUAGCGAGUGUUCAAGAAUCCAAUAUGGUGGCCGUGAAAUUUAGAGGUUUUAUGAAGAGAGGAGACGAGAUUGCAGAUGGUGGUACUGUAUACUUGUUCAUCCUCCAACCCUGGCAUGUUAAUAUUUAUAGAACACUGAGAGGGAGUCUCACAAGGAAACAAAGGUCACAAAGUCUUUCUUUGAUUGAUCAUCCUUUGGGAUUGGUCCUCUUAUUACAGUUAAUCAUGUUGGUGUCUGUUUAUAUUGAAGAUAUGAAGUUGUUCUUAAAUCCUUAA
This is a messenger RNA of Hibiscus syriacus, 1527 nucleotides long. Its product is annotated as F-box/kelch-repeat protein At3g24760-like. Bases 89 to 1213 code for a protein of 374 amino acids. The transcript is spliced from 2 exons. Gene Ontology annotation, molecular function: protein binding. The record is from RefSeq and is a predicted model, not a curated record. Lineage: Eukaryota; Viridiplantae; Streptophyta; Magnoliopsida; Malvales; Malvaceae.